Molecule: messenger RNA, 1314 nt
Organism: Plasmodium gonderi
Lineage: Eukaryota; Apicomplexa; Aconoidasida; Haemosporida; Plasmodiidae
Exons: 1
Coding region: 1-1314 (437 amino acids)
Source: RefSeq, a predicted model, not a curated record
AUGAACACAGAAAAACUGAUAGCCGAUUUGAAGGAGUUAGAAAAUGAUUACAGGGGUGAUGAAACGGAAGAAGACUCGUUUUGGGUGCAGCAUGGAGGUUGUCCUGAUAAUAGCAGGAACCAAAGAUUACUGGAUGAAGAAAUGAAGUAUCACUACUCUAUUUUUAACACGAGAAAUGAAUACAAAAGGACAGAAAUUAAUGUAGAGAAAAUUCAAAUUGAUAUAAUAAAUAAUUUAAUUUUUUUCCUGAAAUUGUUAAAGAAGAAAAAUGAUGAAGAAAUAAUAAGGCAAAUAAUAAAAUGUAUUCAAGUCAGUUUUGAAACAGAAAAUGAGCAUAUAGAAAAAAUAUCGGAAGAAAAAUCGCUAUAUAUAUAUAAACAAUAUUUAUUAAAGAAUAAAUAUAUUUUUUUAAAAAUUUUAAGAAAAAUUAAAAAUAAAAACUUCUACCCAAAUAUAAAACAAAUCAUUAAAGACAUUACAAGAGAUGUUUUUUCAUUUAAUAGAGAAAUACACAAUGGUAGUUCAGGGUUUGAAACUAUAUUGUCAUUAUUGUACGAAUUGUUAAAUAAAAAUAUAAAAUGUUUAUUUAGAAAUAUGUUACUAUCAUUUUUUCUCUUAAGUUUAAUGAGUAGAACAAAUAACAGCGUUGAUAUUUUGUACACAUUGGAUAGCUUUUAUAAAAAUAGUAACUUUUCGAUAAUUGUACCUAAUACAUGUUUUAUUUCACCAUGUGAGUUAAGUAUAUAUAACAAUAUCAUAAUACUGCGUAGCAAUGUAAAAUAUUUUAUUAAUAUAACACAGGAUGAGUCAUUAUUAUUACCUUAUAAUUGUUAUAACAUUGUGUAUAUUGACGAGCAUUUAAUAAGUGAUAAUUUUUAUCUCCAUAUUUAUCAAACUCUUCUUAAAGAUCAAAAGUAUCAUUACCUAUUUACAGAUAGGAAAUUAUUUGCACACUUGAAUUUCUUUGACGUUCAAUCUAAUUAUGUCAAGUUGAAGUCUAAAAUAUGCGAUUCUCUAAAUGCAAGUCCGGUUGGAGUUGCAAAAAAGCAAGAAAAUCAAAUUUAUCAUGAUAUAAUCAAAUGUUCUCAAAAUGAAGAAGCAGACAAAAGUGAAAUUCAAGGAAAUCAUUUUUCAUCAUCCUUCUUGGACAAUAUAGAAGUGUCAUCUAGCUCAACCUACAACUGUAGCGACAACGAAAUUGAUAUAAAACAAAUAAAUGAUCAAAAUCGUGUAUACUGCAAUGGUCUUGGAGACCUGGACAAACAAAAAAGGAACUUUUUUUACCAGUAUUUGAUUAUUGAGUUCUGUUCUUGA